Brassica oleracea var. oleracea is the source of this 1377-nucleotide messenger RNA. RefSeq names its product G-type lectin S-receptor-like serine/threonine-protein kinase At1g67520. The transcript has a single exon. The coding region runs from base 124 to 1344 and encodes 406 amino acids. The record is from RefSeq and is a predicted model, not a curated record. NCBI's taxonomy places the organism in Eukaryota, Viridiplantae, Streptophyta, Magnoliopsida, Brassicales, Brassicaceae.
UAAGACUUUGCUAUGCCAAAAAAAAACUACAAAGUCAUAGAAGAUUUGGGAAUCUAAAAAGAGACAAAAGCUGCUAUAUAUCUCUCAUAAGUGAGACAAACACUUUUACCAAUCAAACAACUAAUGGCUCUUUCACCCAUUCUUGUUCCUCUCCUUCUCAUACCGAUCUUUCUUGGUUCGGUUUUCGCCAUUUCACCACUCAAAACCGAUACACUGAAACCGGGACAGCAGCUCAGAGACUGGGAGCAGUUGAUCUCUGCCGGUGAGGCCUUCACUCUCCGGUUCUUUACACCUAGAGAAUCAUCUACCUUCUUACUUGGCUCAGCUGGUCUUAGGUAUAUUGGUAUCUGGUCUCAAAGUGAUCCAGUUUGGGUGGGUAACCCAACCGAACCAGUUUCUGAUUCAUCAGGUUCUCUAUCCGUUGAUACCAAUGGUGCUCUCAAGAUCACAAGGGCAAAUGCUUCUCCAAUCAUGGUGAGCCCACAUCUUUCCUUGGCCGGUAACGUCUCCGCCACGUUACUCGAUUCUGGAAACUUCGUGAUCCGAGAUACAGGACGAGGAGGAAGAGGACCGGGCCGGGUUCUAUGGCAAAGCUUUGACCAUCCCACCAAUAUAUUACUUCCAGGAAUGAAGAUUGGGUUUAACCUAAAAACCAAGAAAGAAAUUUCGGUUACUUCCUGGACAAGUAACCAAGUCCCAACCCCAGGAGCAUUCAGACUAGGACUAGACCCUUCAGGAGCUAACCAGCUACUCGUCUGGCGCCACGGUGAAAUCUACUGGUCCAGUGGAAUAUUGACAAACAACGGAAGCUCUCAACUAGCCUUAGAGCUAUCCAGAAGAUACAAUAUUGAUUAUGAGUUCAAAUUCCAUUCAGACAAGCGCAUGAACUACUUCAGUUACUCAGUCAAGAAAACUAAAGGCUCGGUCUCUUCCAGCUGGUUCUUGGAUACUCUAGGCCAAAUCACUGUUACAAACAGCUUCAGGAGCAGCACAUGCGCCGGCGGGACUUCUGAAAGCAGUGGACCGUGCAAGAAGGAUUUGAAGAGCAGUUCAGCUAUCUGCAUCGCAGAGAAGCCAACGGCGUGUAGGAAAGGGUCGGAGUAUUUCGAACCUAGAAGAGGGUACAUGAUGGAUAAUGCUUAUUAUGGUGAUGGUUUGAGCUCUGGGAUAAGUGACUGUCAUGGAAGCUGCUGGAGAAACUGUUCUUGCAUAGCUUUUCAAAGCUUUCCUAGAGGACAAUGCCAUUAUUGGGGGAAAGGGUCAAAGUUUGUGCCUUAUGAUAGCUUCAAUGUCGAGCAAAUAGUGUAUGUUCUAGAUUCUGAAAUUGUAAAAGCAACUAUGUAACAAGACUAAUAUCAAUAAAUGGUUUUAAUUUUA